Salvia splendens (bonfire salvia) is the source of this 777-nucleotide messenger RNA. RefSeq lists its product as uncharacterized. Bases 1 to 777 code for a protein of 258 amino acids. NCBI's taxonomy places the organism in Eukaryota, Viridiplantae, Streptophyta, Magnoliopsida, Lamiales, Lamiaceae. The transcript has a single exon. The record is from RefSeq and is a predicted model, not a curated record.
AUGAAACCUCAGAAGGAAAUCAGAAAGAGGGGGGGUGAGAAAGUUAAGCCGUAUCCGUACCGCGGAAUGUUGGCAAGAAGGAAGGAUGCCACAAUCGAUGUGGCGAGUAUGUUCAAAGAUGUGGUCGUUAAAGUACCACUCUUGACGGCAUUUAAAAUGCCCCCCGUCAGCAAGUUUAUUAAAGACUACCUGGCAUGGAAAGUCAAUGAGGAGGGUAGAAUGAUUGCAGAUGAAACUGUCUCUGUCAUGAUCCAACGGAAUGACCUCCCUUCAAAGAAGACCGACCCAGGAAUGUUCACGCUCCCAAUUUCAAUCAGAGACGUCCAGGUGGAGCACACCAUGUGCGACCUGGGGGCAUCUAUCAAUGUUCUACCAUACUACAUCUAUCAACGGCUGGGAAAGGCAAAGCUAGUCGACACGGAUAUAAUGAUACAGCUGGCCGACAGAUCAUGUAUUCACCUAGAAGGAAUUUUGGAAGAUGUUAUUGUUAAGGUAAAUAAUUUUCUGUACCCAACUGAUUUCUUCGUAAUCAAGAUGACGGAGCCCGCAACAAAGGAGUCAAGCGGAGUCCUACUAGGACGGCCGUUCUUGUCCACAGCCAGCACUAUCAUAGACGUACGGAAUGGAACGAUCAGCCUAGAUUUCAAAGGAGAACAGUACACGUUCAAUAUUGAUGAGGCCAUGAAAAGGCCAGCUGACGGAGAGAACGUGUACUCCAUCGAUGGGACUGAGCCCUUGGUACAUGAGUAUUUGGAGGAAGAAUUUUUAAAAAGGUAG